UAAGUGACAUUUGCCACCGUGAAAAGUAUUUUUCCAUCUUUUGAAGAAAUAUAUCCUGUUCACUCUGGGUAAAACAUGGCUGAAUGCCCUUUCCACUACUUGAGUAUACGAAGAAAGAAAAUUAGAUAUAAAGCAUCUACUUCAUAGCAAUACUAACCAGCAGGCCGUCAGGAUGAAUUCCCUGAUAUUUCGACAUCAUGGAGAGAGAGCGGUUGCCCCGAGAAUGAAACGUGAUGAGUCCCUAAGGGUCAUUCAUCAAGCCCGGCGUCUCAGCGGCGGCCCCAGCCAGGCCACCGGCAUCGGCUGGCGACAGAACUCCAUCACUAUCAGCAGCCUCGCACAGCAGUCAGCCUAUCUAGCCGAGAAGGCCUUCAGGGAGAGAGAGGAAGCUGAAAACUCAUUACAGGCAGAACCAUGUUCCAUUUUCGCACUGUACAGAUUUGCGUUACGAUGGGAGCUAGGGCUGUUGAUAAUAGGUCUUCUGAUGGCCAGCAUCAACGGUCUGUUCGUGCCAAUCGGGGUCAUAGUGUACGGAGAGUUCACGUCGCUGCUCAUCGACCGCACCACGCGCGUCGGCACCUCCACCCCUUGCAUCAUCCUUGCCAUGUUCGGUGGCUGCACGAAACUAUCAAACGCAACUAUUUCUGCAAACAAGGAAGCGUUGAUAGAUGAUUCCAUUGCUUUCGGCAUCGGAUGCGCGGUCACAUCGCUCAUGCAGUUCGUGGUAGCGGCGAUCAGUGUCAAUAUCUUCAACUAUGUGGCUUACAGACAGGUUGAGCGGUUGAAGACUAAAUUUCUGGAGGCAGUUCUGCGUCAGGACAUCUCCUGGUACGACCUGAACACUACCAUGAACUUUGCUACCAAAGUUGCCGAUGACGUGGAGAAGUUCCGAGAAGGCAUUGCAGAGAAGAUCCCCAUGCUUGUUUACUUGGUGAUGUCGUUCGUGACUGCGAUCUUCAUAUCGCUGGCUUACGGCUGGGAGCUCACGUUGGUCAUCCUCUCGUGCACACCCAUCAUCAUCAUCACCACUGCUGUUGUGGCUAAGGUUCAAUCCUCGUUGACUACCAAAGAGUUGUCAGCGUACAGUAUAGCCGGAGUGAUCGCCGAGGAAGUGUUGGGUUCGAUCAGAACAGUUGUAGCAUUUGGAGGAGAGAAAAAAGAAGUUAAAAGGUACUCUCUUCGCCUAGACCCUGCGAAAAAAACAGGAACACAGAAAGGAGUAUUUUCCGGUCUGGGGAGCGGAAUGAUGUGGUUCAUAAUAUACGCGACUUAUGCUUUAGCCUUCUGGUACGGCAUGGACUUGAUCAUUGAGAGUCGGAAAGAAGUAGUACCUGCUUACACCCCUGCUGUCUUGAUGAUUGUCUUCUUCAGCAUUUUGACGGGAGCCCAAAACGUUGGGCUGACGUCCCCCCACAUGGAGGCCAUCAACAGCGCGCGCGCAUCCGGUGGCGCCAUCUACACCGUGCUCGACAGGAAACCAGAAAUCGACGCACUCGGGACGGAAGGGGAGAAACCUGGCCUGACCGGGGAGUUGGAACUUAAAGACGUGUUCUUCAGAUACCCGGCUCGGUCGGACGUACAGGUCCUCAAUGGCAUAAGCCUGAAAAUAAACUCCAACGAGACAGUCGCUCUCGUGGGCUCCAGUGGAUGCGGCAAGUCCACCGUGCUGCAACUGUUGCAGCGGAUGUACGACCCUGACUCCGGCAAGGUGAUGGCCAGCGGACACGACUUGAGGAACAUCAACGUGCGCCAUCUCAGAAACCACAUUGCUGUCGUGGGACAAGAGCCCGUGCUAUUUGCUGGAACUAUUAAGGAGAAUAUCAGAAUGAGUAACCCGGCGUGUACAGACGACGAGAUAAUAGUGGCAGCUAAACAGGCUUACUGCCACAAUUUUAUAAAGAAGUUGCCUAAUGCAUACGAUACAAUGCUCGGCGAGCGCGGCGCUCAACUAUCCGGUGGGCAGAAGCAGCGUAUAGCGAUUGCGCGUGCGCUGGUCCGGAGGCCGAAGAUCCUGAUCUUGGACGAAGCCACCUCCGCCCUGGACUCCCACUCCGAGGCCAAGGUGCAGCGCGCGCUGGACGCGGCGGCGCACGGUCGAACCACCGUCAUGGUGAGCCACAGGCUAGCAACAGUACUAAAUGCGAAUCGGAUAGUGGUCAUGGACAAAGGGGAAGUGAAAGAAGAAGGCACUCAUGAGGAGCUCCUGGCAAAAAAGGGCAUGUACUACAACCUGGUGCUGGAGAAUGACCCAGCAUUGGCUCCAGAAUCACAAAUAGACACCGACAACAAAGGGAAACCACACGCCAAAUUCCAAAGGCGGAAGUUGCAGAAACUGGCUUCAGUGGACUCGAUCAAGAGCACCACUUCGGAAGAGAGUUCAGGGUCAGAGGAGAGCAUAGCACCAGUGGAGAAGCAGAAAGAGAUCCAGCCGACCACGUGGCAAAUCAUGAAGUUAUGCGAGCCAGAGAAAUACUGGAUGCUGGCGGGCGUGGUGGCAGCCAUCAUCGUCGGCGCCUCCUUCCCCAUGUUCGCCAUUCUGUUCGGUGAAACUUACGGCUUACUGGCGAGCCAGGAUGCGGACUGGGUCCGGAGCCAGGUCAACAUCAUCGCGGUGUACUUCCUCCUGGUGGGCCUGUCCACCGGCGUGGCCAUAUUCCUGCAGAUCUACAUCUUCAACUUAACGGGUGUCAGGCUGACCGCGCGCUUAAGAGUGGCAGCCUUCGAGGCUAUGUUGAAGCAAGAGAUUGGCUGGUUCGACAGAGCUGAGAACGGCAUUGGUGCGCUGUGCUCCAGAUUGGCCGCCGAUGCUGCAGCUGUCCAAGGCGCGACCGGGACCCGAAUCGGCGCUCUGAUGCAAGCCGGCGCGACCAUAGUCAUCGGCAUCUCCCUGUCCAUGUACUGGACGUGGCAGAUGACGCUAGUGUCACUGGUAUCCGUGCCCAUGGUGAUCGGCGCCGUGGUGCUCGAGGGCCGUGUGCUGUCUGCCGGCAUGGCGCAAGUCAGGGAGGCGGCCGACAGAGCCACCACUAUAGCAACGGAAGCGAUCACUAAUAUUAGGACUGUCGGCGCUUUUUGUGGUGAGCAAGGUGUCAUAGCGCGGUUCAGCAAAGCUAGCUUGGAGGCGAGAGACAAAGCCAUCAAGAGUAUGCGCUGGCGCGGCUGCGUGUUCGCGUUCGGGCAGACGGCGCCGGUGGCCGGGUACGCGCUGUCUCUGUGGUACGGAGGCACGCUCGUCGCCAACGACACGGUCUCUUAUAAGGAGGUCAUUAAAGUAUCUGAGGCGUUGGUGUUCGGAGCUUGGAUGAUGGGUCAGGCACUGGCGUUCGCGCCUAACUUUGGGGCGGCUGUGAACGCGGCCGGCCGCGUCAUGACGCUGCUGGAGAGAAAGCCGCUGGUGCAAAGCACGCAUGCACCCGCGGUCGCCGAGAGCUACAUCGCGGACGGCAAGAUCCAAUACAAGAACAUAAGGUUCCGGUACCCGACGCGGCGGGAGGUAGAAGUGCUGCGUGGACUGUCACUAGCGAUCCCAGCUGGGAAGAGGAUCGCGCUGGUCGGGCCCAGCGGUUGUGGCAAGUCCACCCUCAUACAGCUGCUGCAACGGUUGUACGACCCUGAUGAUGGCAAUGUGUACCUGGACGACUACAGCAUAACGGCGGACAUGCGCCUGUCGACGCUCCGCGCGAACCUGGGCAUCGUGUCGCAAGAGCCGGUGCUCUUCGACCGCACUAUAUCCGAGAACAUUGCGUACGGAGACAACACUCGCGUGGUCGCCAUCGAGGAGAUCGUCAACGCGGCCAAAGCUGCCAACGUACACAGCUUCAUAUCUGCCUUGCCUUCUGGCUAUGACACGCGAGUAGGCGCCCGCGCGUCGCAGCUGUCGGGCGGACAGAAACAACGAAUUGCGAUCGCGCGCGCACUCGUGCGCAAUCCUAGGGUGCUACUACUCGAUGAGGCUACUUCUGCGCUCGACACUCACAGUGAGAAGGUGGUGCAAGAGGCUCUAGACCACGCGAGCGAAGGCCGCACAUGCCUGAUCAUCGCGCACCGACUGGCGACCAUCCGAAACGCGGACAUCAUCUGCGUGCUUGAAAGCGGCGUCGUCGCCGAAAUGGGCACACACGCGGAGCUGAUGAAGAAGAAGGGGAUUUACGCAAAGCUGUAUGAGCUACAGUGCGGCAUUGAGGAGGAGGAAAGCUCGUCUACGCUUGCGCUGGAACAACAGACUCGAACAGGUCAACAACCUCCACUGGGUCAACAACCUCCAUCAGGCUUACAAAACCCACCACCGACGCCUCCGUCUAACAAUCCUUGAACGUAGGGAUGUUCCUCUUUCUUCUCUUACGGCUUAGAUCAGCGGUUCUCAAAAUGUGCUCCGCGGACUCCGCAUUGAUAUUGAAUAGAAAAGGACUUUCUAGUAACCUUUCAAUGGCUUUAUUUAUUUUGUAAAGGAAUUAUUUGAAACUAUACAAUAUGAACCUUAUUGAAAGUCUACUAAUUAUUUGAAACUAUACAAUAUGAACCUUAUUGAAAGUCUACUAACACUGUCUACACAUAAAUUGAGUUUAAAUUUACGGCUCCGCCAAAUGCUUAACGUUCCAAAAGGGUUCAUUCUUCAAAAAAGUACCGCUGGCUUAGAGUAUCUACGUAUUACUAAAGUUUUCUGACAUUUUAACAAAACACAGGGCUUCUCCUUUUGUAUAUUUUUUUAUAUUUUUGGAAAAUUACGAGAAUUUGUAAUGAUUUUUCGACGGUUUCAUUAAAUCAAUUCCAUCAUUAUAAGUAGGAAUGCGUUUGUGGAGAUGCGCAAGAGUCAAAUAAUAUCUAGUCAAAGUAUAAUAAUCAAAUGCGUUUGUUUACCUUUAGACCUAUUUUCUAAGACUAUAACUAAAUGACCUAAAUCAUUCCCGAGCUCAGAUUUAGCUAUAUACUGAUCUUAAAGUACCCUAAACAUUCCCCAAUGUCCCUAAACCUGACAUUCCCAUAAAUAACCUUAGCCCUAGAAAAUAUACUUGCUUACAUAUUAAGUACUUUAAAUUCCAAUACUAAAACAAUUUUUACAAGCUUAUAUCUUCUUUUUCAGUUACUAACAAUCCAUAACAUACCACAUCCAUUGUUAAAAUUUUUGGAAAAUCUGAAAUAAUGAAAAAAUGAUUUAGUGAAAAAUUAAGAUUAAUACUUAAACUAAAGUAAAUAGAUCGCAAUUAUUACUUUUUAUAUAUGUUAUAUUGUAACUGUAUCACUUUAUGACACGUUACAGAACCUAAUUAUUUUUAUCAAUGUCAAGAUUUUAAUAGUUAUUAUGUAACUUAAUGUAAAGUACCCUGAAUAAUCUGAGUAAGCUUGUAUAUAUUUUCUUAAAACACAGAUUCUUGUGCCCUUAUUUAUUAAAAGUUUAUAUAUUGAAAAAUAUGAUAACUAAGUACUAGUGCCUUCAUUGCCUGCUAAAAGGUGCCUCAAAUUCAUAGAUAAACAUAUGUUAUUAUUGAAAAUGGAGGCUGCGCACACACAAAUAUCACGAUGUAUGUGGCUAUAAAUUUCAUUCAUUCUAGCACGAAUCGUUUGCACGUGCUUACGUUUCACGUCAUCUUGUCCAUUGUUUAACAAACCUAUGGCUUCAGUAUUUUGAAAAGCAUCUUCUUAGCAUUUCUAGAUUAGGAGUAAAUCGUAAAAAUACGUAUCACGUAUACUAUUGUUGUAUUGUUAUCAAAUUGUGCGAUGUUAAUUAUGCUCAAGUGUUUAAAACGACAUAUUUUUAUAUUGUUAUUGUAUUCGAUGUGUUUUGAGAUUUUAAUGUAUUUAUAUAGUGUAGUAUAGGUAUAUUAGAAAUAAAAUUUAAAACACUUGA
Messenger RNA from Plodia interpunctella (Indianmeal moth), 5845 nucleotides. RefSeq names its product Multi drug resistance 49 (gene Mdr49). Gene Ontology annotation, molecular function: ABC-type oligopeptide transporter activity; ATP hydrolysis activity; ATP binding. Gene Ontology annotation, cellular component: membrane. NCBI's taxonomy places the organism in Eukaryota, Metazoa, Arthropoda, Insecta, Lepidoptera, Pyralidae. The record is from RefSeq and is a predicted model, not a curated record. Gene Ontology annotation, biological process: transmembrane transport. Bases 173 to 4312 code for a protein of 1379 amino acids. The transcript is spliced from 24 exons.